AUGCGGCAGCCUGCCCAGGAAACCCGGAUGUGGGGCUCGAUUACGGCGCGAUUCGCCGACGCCGAUACAGGACGGAUCUUCUAUAUUCGGGUGCUGCGCAAUGGCGGUUACAGCACACUCCCAGGUCUCGGAAAUAACCGUGUGCGAACGGUGCUGAACCCACUUUCAUCAAUCCACCUGUGA
Messenger RNA from Penicillium macrosclerotiorum, 183 nucleotides. RefSeq lists its product as uncharacterized. The record is from RefSeq and is a predicted model, not a curated record. Lineage: Eukaryota; Fungi; Ascomycota; Eurotiomycetes; Eurotiales; Aspergillaceae. The transcript is spliced from 2 exons. The coding region runs from base 1 to 183 and encodes 60 amino acids.